GCUAGCUUUUAAAACCUGCUCUCCUUGCACAGUUGGCAUGAGAAAGACUCAUUAGAUGUCAAUCAAAAUAUUGUAAACACAAUUUGUGAGGGUUAUGUGCCAAACUAUUUCUUGGCCCGGUGCAGUGACUCUCUUGCCAAGCAACCAGUGGAGAUUCCAGAAUUAAAACUCCUAGCAUGAACAACGUUCAUUCCUUCCUCACUUCACCGAACAAUGGCACAAAUCCUACGGAAAACCCUGAGGAUGAGAGCCUCGUGAGCAAUGACUUCUCCACGGCCUUGGGCGCCCUCAUCCUCGGCCUGGUUUUCCUCCUGGGUGUCCCUGGCAACCUCUUCAUCAUCUGGAGCAUCCUGGCGCGCGCCCGUCGACGCUCAGUCACCACCAUCCUCAUCCUAAACCUAGCGUGUGCCGAUGGCUUCAUCAUGGCCCUCACCAUCUUCUUCAUUGUCUACUUGGCCAAGCAGCAAUGGGUCUUUGGUGACCCCAUGUGUAAAACCUUGUUCUACCUGUGCAACGCCAACAUGUACGCCUCCAUCUUUCUGAUCACCCUGAUGAGCGUGCACCGGAUGGUGGCCGUGAUGUUUCCGAUGAAAGUGUCCUCCCUGUUCAGCAAGAAGUUCGUGACGAGGGUGCUCAUUGGCAUGUGGGUGCUGGUGAUGGUCAUUUCAAUCCCCUCCCUAGUGUUUCGAGAUGUGAGGGAGGACAAAGACGAGAGGAAUAAAACAAGACUGGUGUGUGCGCCCAAACACUCCCGUCCUCAAUAUGUGAGGUUUCAGUACGCCUUUGAGACCGUGGCGGGAUUCAUACUUCCUUAUGCAGUCAUCAUAACCAGUUACGUCCUCAUCCUGAGACGCCUGAGGCAAACCAAGUUCCGUCGUAACAUCCGCAGCGAGAAAUUCAUCCUGGCUAUUGUGGUGAUGUUUGGCCUUUUCUGGCUUCCGUACCAUGUUAUCAACAUGAUACAGGUGGCAGCUCAGUGGUACAGUGAGACUACACGAACAAGAGAAAUAUUGGAUCAUAUCAUUAAGUCCAGUCGUGCGGUGACCUCGGCUCUGGCCUUCAUGAGCAGCUGUGCCAAUCCUGUCCUCUACACCUUCGCUGGGAAGUCCUACAUCAGGCAGAACGGCCUCGCCUUCAUGGCUCGACUCUUUGAGGGCAUUUCACAGGAUCAAACAGGGACUAAAAAGAGUCGGAUUAUGGGUAAAAUAGGACUCAGUACCGUUGACACCAAUCACAGCUCAGGAGCUUCUGGUUCACAGACUGAGACAUGAGUGCUGAAUGAACUUUGUGCAUAAAAGAGAGCACUCUACAACGACGCACAACUACACUUACGGCAACAUUUGAGCUGUAUUUAAAGGACAGGUUUACAUUUUUUCAAGUCAGGUGCCCAAAUGAACUUCGAC
Messenger RNA from Thunnus maccoyii (southern bluefin tuna), 1403 nucleotides. It is a transcript of the gene ltb4r2b, whose product is annotated as leukotriene B4 receptor 2b. Gene Ontology annotation, biological process: phospholipase C-activating G protein-coupled receptor signaling pathway; positive regulation of cytosolic calcium ion concentration; inflammatory response. Lineage: Eukaryota; Metazoa; Chordata; Actinopteri; Scombriformes; Scombridae. The transcript is spliced from 6 exons. The record is from RefSeq and is a predicted model, not a curated record. The coding region runs from base 177 to 1271 and encodes 364 amino acids. Gene Ontology annotation, cellular component: plasma membrane. Gene Ontology annotation, molecular function: G protein-coupled receptor activity; complement receptor activity.